AAAAUCUGAAAAAAAUGGUGAGUGCUUUUUUUAGGUUGUAGAAUCACAUAAAAAAUAAUUAGGCAAAUUGGCGGGGGUCAGGGAAAAUGACCUCUCAGUUAGCAUGGAAUACCUCAUAUACACUUAAUCUUAUUAGACCACUUGACAAGGUGGAUUUAAUUCCAGUCCGCACUAUAUAUUGAGAUAAGGUUGCGAAUUAAAUUCAAGGCGUUGUUACCAAACUACAUUGUCUCUAAUUAUGACAAGACAUCUUUUAUUCUCGCAAGAUAAAAUAACUCAGACUGGUCUCUUUGGCGAGCAUCACUUAGUGACAGACAGUAAUCAUGUUUGUAUGUAAAAUUGGCUCGCGCUCGUGCUGUUAUAUAGCAGCCGCGUGUCUGCUGGUGGCUCUUUUGCUAAUCGCUUUCCUGACAAUCUUUGGUGUUAUUCCAAUCAAAAAUGGGGACAUUCCCGCUGGCGAGGAUUGGAUGCGUCCGGAAACGACGAUACCUCAAGGGAGACUCAGAGGUAUAAAUAUGGUCACACACCUUGGCAGAAGAUUCUCUGCCUUCAUUGGAGUUCCGUUUGCCGAGCCACCGAUUGGAGAUCUCAGGUUUAAACAAGCCGUACCGGCGGGUCCUUGGAACGGGACUCUAGAUGCCAGCCGCAUGCCUAACGCAUGUAUUCAGAUCGAGAAAAAGAUCAUAGGGGAUGAGGACUGCCUCUAUCUCAAUGUCUAUACGCCGCAGCUUCCUAGUAGCCAAAAUGCUACGUUACUGCCAGUGAUGGUCUUCGUCUAUGGUGGAGGAUUCAUGGUUGGAAGGAGCACUCCUGACCAACGCAGUCCAGAAUUUCUUCUUAAUAAAGACGUGGUUCUCGUAGUUCCGAACUAUCGUUUGGGAAUACUAGGAUUUUUCAGUACCGGCGACGAAGUAUCGCCGGGGAAUAAUUUACUGAAAGAUAUAGCUGAAGCUUUGAGAUGGACCCAACGAAACAUCAAGUAUUUCGGUGGUGAUCCAAAUAAAGUAACGCUCUUCGGUGGAAGUUCAGGCGCCGCCUGCGUUCGCCUUUUGACCUUAUCUCCUUUAACAAAAGGACUCUUUCACCAAUUCAUGACACAUAGUACACCGCAACUCUAUCCUCCUGUUCCUGAACCGUAUUCGGUGGCCGCCACGCGUGCCACGAAGUUGGGCGAAUACCUUGGUUGUCCAACCAACACGUCAACCACCCUUGUUAACUGUCUGAUGACUUUCAAUGGGUCAUACUUGUACGAUACAGACGUGCUGUUGAGGGAUGUAAGGACGGCCAGGCCUAUUGUUUGGUAUCCUGUAGUCGAACCCGACGUAGAAGGUGCACUUUUUACGGAUACUCCAGCGAAUAUCAUUGCCAAUGGAGAACAGCAUGAUUUGCCGUGGGUGGUCGUUGUAACCAAGGGAGAAGGAAUUGUUACAACUGCAGUGUACUAUGAUAGGCCAGACUUGUUCCAGCAAUUUUUAGACAACGUUGACUCUUACUUAAUCAGCUUCUUGAGACACGACGUUUGGUCAGCCGAUGUCGAUGCCCAAACUGCCGCUCUUAAGUCUCGUUACUUGAACGAUCUAACUGCAGACAGAAAAUUGCUACUACACAAUUUGACUGACAUCAUAAGCGAUUACGAGUUCAUCUACCAUAUUUACAACGAGGCCAAACAACAUGCAAACAACCCUGCUUACAAGAGUCCCGUAUACUUUUGCACUUUUGACUACCGAGGCACUUUCAGCAAAAGCUAUAUGUAUAGUAAUGGUAACGCGGAGAAUUGGGGUGCGGCGCAUGGAGACGAGCUGAUUUACCUCCUUCCUGAACCAACGAAAAAUUUAGCGCUACCAGGCUCUGAAUUUACUGAGACUGAUAUGAAAGUGGUCGACACUAUGGUGGAGCUAUGGACAUCGUUUGCUACAAAUGGGUUGCCGACUACUGCAGCUCUCAAUGACAACGCGAUUUGGGAACCAUUCUCAUCAGACGAAAAAUAUCUUCAGAUCGGUAAUGACAGCGAUCCUGGAAUUCAGCUUAAAAGUGGUUUUCACGAAGAGCGAAUGAAGUUUUGGGAAAAUUUUUUCGCUGCUAGAAAGUAGAUUUAGUUUUAACUGCGGUCCCUCAUCAGGAUUCCUAUUCUUUGUUUUAAAAUAGUUUGUUGUGACUUACCCGUCGGGGAAAGUGAAGGAGAUGUAGGAAUAAAUGUUUAAUGCCUAUCUUAGAACGCAAUGUACAGAAUUUAGUUUGAAUACCUGAUAAUGAUAAUAUUAUCACACAAUGCGUA
Messenger RNA from Neodiprion fabricii, 2275 nucleotides. RefSeq names its product carboxylesterase 4A-like. The transcript has 7 exons. NCBI's taxonomy places the organism in Eukaryota, Metazoa, Arthropoda, Insecta, Hymenoptera, Diprionidae. The record is from RefSeq and is a predicted model, not a curated record. The coding region runs from base 324 to 2090 and encodes 588 amino acids.